Molecule: messenger RNA, 1642 nt
Organism: Colletotrichum destructivum
Lineage: Eukaryota; Fungi; Ascomycota; Sordariomycetes; Glomerellales; Glomerellaceae
Product: Putative mitochondrial carrier domain superfamily
Exons: 4
Coding region: 358-1422 (354 amino acids)
Biological process (GO): carnitine transmembrane transport; mitochondrial transport
Cellular component (GO): mitochondrial envelope
Molecular function (GO): O-acyl-L-carnitine transmembrane transporter activity
Source: RefSeq, a predicted model, not a curated record
CUCUUUCAACGCAACCCGCAAAUCUCUCAUGGUCAGUGGGCACAACAGCGUCAAUUCCCGGGGGUUCAGCUCUCGAUUCCCCAGACUACCGUAAAGUCGCUUUCUGUGCCUGCCAUCUCUGACCGACCACUCGACUCGUCAUCGCCAUCGUCCCCUUGGCCCGCCCCUCGAACCUCGCGAACCCUCGACAGACAUCCAUCCCCGUUCGUUGUCACAAAACAACCUCCACCUGCGGUGGUCUGGAUGGACCUACCCCCAAAACAAGUACAGGGCCGUAUCACGACCGCGCUGAAAGACCUUGAUCUCUCUCUCGAGAUCACCGUCUGAAGGUGCUGCCACAUUGCCAUUGCUAGAAGCAUGCCAGCGACAGAAGCCGAAUAUCAAUCAAGACACCAUGUUCCGGCCCGCCAACCGACUGCGAUCAUGCCUCGAGCUCAGGAAGAGCGCCCGCAGAGGCUGGUCAAGCGGUACCGCACCGAGAUCGCCGCAAGCACCUCGAGCAUGUUUUCCACCGUCGUUGCCUUCCCUCUCGAUAGCGUGAAGACGCGAAUGCAGACCUACCGGUACGAGGGCUUCCUCGACUGCGUGAGGCACACGUACCGCACCGAGAAGCUGAGAGGCUUCUUUCGGGGCGUGCUCGCCCCAAUGGCCAGCAUCACUCUCGUACGGACCAUGUCCUUUUCGAUCUACCAGCGGGCCAAGUACAGCUAUUCUGGCUGGAUAAAAAACGCCUUGGGGUUCGACGUCGUGCAGCACGUCAACAAGAAAGGCACCUACCCCAACCUUUACUCGAUUGCCUGCUUUGGAGCGGCCGGCGCUACGGCCGGCUCGUGUAUCACGCUCCUUGCCUGCCCGUUUGAGUUGACAAAACUCAGCGCGCAGGUGUCUGUUCUGCUGUCGGACCAGCAAAAGCUCAAGGAGGCUAACUGCCGCGCCACCAAUGGCCACCAGGUCGCGGCCAGCUACCAGAACAAGGGUACCUUCAAAACCAUGCGAAACAUCAUCCGCCACAGGGGUGCUUUGGGGCUCUACACUGGCUUCAACUUGCACUUGUUGCGAGAUACGCUGGGAACGGCCAUAUACUUCAUGGUUUACGAGAGCGGGAAGCAACUCGGAACCACGUUUGGUGGCGACCAUCCAACGACCAACAAGUUAUCGGUUGUUAUCUCGGGGGGUCUUUGCGGAAUAGUAUCCUGGGCAAUGAUCUACCCCAUCGACUCGGCAAAGAGCAUCUACCAGCGCAACUCUCUCCUAUACUCCAAGGGGCAGCAGGUUGAGCCGCCCCCCAAGAUUGAAUUCUUCAAACGACACAUGUAUCGCGGGCUCGGCGUGUCCAUGGGACGCUCGUGCGCUGUGAACGCCAUCUUUUUUUCGGCCUUUGAAUUCAUGAAGAAGCACGUCAACUCUCUGGAUGAUAACUAAGGAAUUGUGUGAUAUAUGAAAUACUCGCCGGCGGCCAUGUCGGCAUCCUCAACGGCCGCAUCCAGUAUGUCCAUUGGCGUUUUGGCUCAGGGAUUAGGAUGGACACCACCAAACAUACCAAGAUGGGAAUACGGAACGAGAACACACAGACAGGACCUAUUUGUAGCUUGGAAUCGAGCGCAAUUGAUCAAUCAUUCAACGGCAAAUCAACAGGCGCAAU